Messenger RNA from Scophthalmus maximus (turbot), 3875 nucleotides. RefSeq names its product leucine rich repeat containing 8 VRAC subunit Da (gene lrrc8da). NCBI's taxonomy places the organism in Eukaryota, Metazoa, Chordata, Actinopteri, Pleuronectiformes, Scophthalmidae. The record is from RefSeq and is a predicted model, not a curated record. The transcript is spliced from 2 exons. Gene Ontology annotation, molecular function: protein binding. Bases 345 to 2909 code for a protein of 854 amino acids.
GUCAUCCUCCAAUGAGAAGCGCCCCUUGCACCCACAGCAGCGGUCCGUGCGGCUCCAUAUUGGAUGUACCUCUUCUCACAAAUUCGCCCUGACUGGACGUCUGCCUGCGCACAUCGUCCAACCUACGGCCCCGCUCCGCUCCUCGGGCUAAGGAAUGAGGGAUGUGACCGACGAACGGCGCUGUCACGGACACAUGUUCUCCGGAGCUUUGCUUUACAGAGCGGCGUCACUUCGUAGCGGGGCUGGGACGUUGGGUUAGAGGCGCACCUGAAGAGCGGAGCGAGAAGUGAAGUGACAUGCGGGCUGGGGAAGGAAUAAUUGGAUUGAGAUAACCCAACGGAGGCAUGAUGUUCACUCUCACUGAGGUUGCAUCCUUGAAUGACAUUCAGCCGACGUACCGCAUCCUAAAGCCAUGGUGGGAUGUCUUCAUGGACUACCUGGGGCUGGUCAUGCUCAUGCUGGCCAUAUUUGCCAUGACCAUGCAGAUCACCAAGGACCAGGUGGCGUGCCUUCCUUGUUUGGAGGAUCCAGACGAGGCGUCAGGACCUCAACCCAACUCGUUCACCCAGCAGCCCGCACAAGCAGCAGCCUCAACCGCAGCCACCGGGGCCCAUGGGGUAACCUCUAUCCCGUAUGUUACCAAGGAUUUACCAGACGAAGCUGUCCACGAGAUCCACGUUACGCACCAACAAACUGCGAUGGUGAAAGAGAAAUAUGUCAAUCAACCUCCGCCAACGGGAAUCAAAACCAACCUAGACUAUCAACAAUAUAUCUUUGUCAACCAAAUAUGUUACCAUGUUGCCUUGCCCUGGUACUCCAAGUACUUUCCAUACCUCACUCUCAUCCACACACUUGUUCUCAUGGUCAGUAGCAACUUCUGGUUCAAAUACCCCAAAACCAGCUCAAAGAUUGAACAUUUUGUUUCCAUCCUGGGCAGAUGUUUUGAGUCUCCCUGGACGACCAAGGCGUUGUCUGAAACAGCUUGUGAGGACUCUGAGGAGAACAAACAGAGGUUGACCGGCACCUCCUCUGUACCCAAACAGGUAUCUUCUGAGGGGAAGGAUGAAAGCACGAGUGUCACCUCAUCCACUCCCAUGCUUGGGGUGAAGUUUUCUGCAGAUAAGCCCAUUGCGGAGGUCCCCAGCAGUAUGACAAUCCUGGACAAAAAAGACGGGGAGCAGGCAAAGGCCUUAUUUGAGAAAGUGAGGAAAUUCAGAGCUCAUGUAGAGGACAGUGAUUUCAUCUACAAGCUUUAUGUAGCACAGACUAUUGUCAAAACUGUCAAGUUUAUUUUGAUUUUGUCCUACACUUCGACCUUUAUGGCAAAGAUUAAUUUUAAGCACAAGUGUGAGCCUGAUAUUAAACAGCUAACAGGAUACAAAAUGUUCUUCUGUACACACAAUAUGGCUUUCAUGCUAAACAAGCUGCUUAUUAGCUACAUGGCUUUGAUUUUGAUCUAUGGGAUGGCGUGCCUGUACUCUCUCUUCUGGGUGUUUCGACGACCGCUGAAAGAGUACUCGUUCGAGAAGGUCAGGGAGGAGAGCAGCUUUAGUGACAUUCCUGAUGUCAAAAAUGACUUUGCAUUCCUCUUACACAUGGUUGACCAGUAUGACCAACUCUACUCCAAGCGCUUCGGUGUCUUCUUGUCUGAGGUUAGUGAAAACAAGCUAAGGGAGAUCAGCCUGAAUCACGAGUGGACCUUUGAAAAACUAAGGCAGCUAGUGACCCGUAAUGCGCAGGACCAGCAGGAGCUGCAUCUUUUUAUGCUUUCUGGACUCCCCAAUGCAGUGUUUGACCUCACGGACUUGGAAGUGCUUAAACUGGAGCUGAUUCCUGAGGUGAGGUUUUCCGCAAAGGUCUCCCAAAUGACCAGCCUGCAGGAGCUGCAUCUCUGCCACUGUCCUGCUAAAGUAGAGCAGACAGGUUUUGCUUUCCUCCGCGACCAUCUGCGCUGCCUUCAUGUCAAGUUUACUGAUGUUGCUGAGAUCCCAGCUUGGGUGUAUCUACUGAGGAGUUUGAGGGAGCUUAACCUGAUUGGCAAUUUGAGCUCAGAAAAUAACAAAAUGAUCGGUCUUGAGUCCAUGCGAGAUUUGAGGCAUUUAAAGACAUUAUGUCUGAAGAGCAACCUCUCUAAAAUGCCCACAAACAUCACAGAGCUUUCACCACACUUGAUUAAAUUGGUAGUGCACAAUGAUGGUACAAAACUUAUGGUAAUGAAUAGUCUGAAGAAGAUGACGAGUCUAAUUGAACUGGAGCUGCACAGCUGCGAACUGGAGAGGAUUCCCCAUGCUAUGUUCAGCUUGACCAACUUACAGGAGCUUGACUUGAAAUCCAACAACAUCCGAACCAUAGAGGAGAUCAUCAGCUUCCUGCACAUCAAGAGGCUGACGUGCCUUAAACUGUGGCACAACAAAAUAAUCACCAUCCCAUCCUCUAUCGGGCAGGUCAAGUCUCUGGAGUCCCUCCACCUCUCGCACAAUAAGCUGGAGUCCCUGCCUCCAGCCUUGUUCACCCUACCUAAACUGCGACACUUGGAUGUUGGCCACAACUCCAUCACGGUGCUCCCUCCAGAUGUUGGUCUCCUCCACAACCUCCAGCACCUCGCCAUCAACUCCAACAAGCUGGAGGUGCUGCCCAAGCCUCUGUUCAGAUGCACCAAGCUGAAGGUGCUGUGUCUGGGGCAAAACGCGCUCACCGUGCUGCCAGAGACUGUGGGUCAGCUUGUCCAGCUCACUCAGCUGGAGCUCAGAGGAAACUGUCUGGACAGACUGCCUGCCCUGCUCGGAAACUGCCGCCUGCUGCGGAAAAGUGGCCUGGUUGUGGAGGAUCACCUCUUUGACACGCUGCCUGUGGAAGUUAAGGAGAAUAUCAGCCGAGAGACCAACGUGUCCUUUACAAGUGGCUUAUAGCACAAACACCACAAAGCACACAGGCCUGCAGCUCUACAGAAUUGUAACAUGCCUGUGUAACGGAUGGGAAAUACUUUUUAUUAUUGUGGUAACAAAAUUGAAUUGAUGAUUUUCUUUUACUGUUUUAAUUAGUUGUACAUGCUUAUUUAUUUAAGCGAUACAGAUUACCUUUUUUGUUGCUGAGUACGUAUCUAAUUCAGCCAUUUGUUUUUGCAUUUAGCUUUCCCAUAGCUUUAAUAAAAGAUUUGGAAUAUAACUUCUCUAUAGACCAAAACUUUUUGCUCUAGUGACACAGUAUGUAGAUUUAUCAUUGUUUUAGGCACUCAGGUAUAAUUGUCACCAUGGGGAACAAUCUUUUGCCUUAACUGCUGCUAUUUUUUAAGGUGAAGGCCAAAUAGAAAUAUUGAAUUUUUCUUGUCAGUUUUUUUAAAAUACACAUUAUCCACAGAGCAAUUUCUUUUAUGUUGUGGAGGAGACACAAUGCAGUGCUCCUUUCUUGAUAUUGUUUUAACUUUUGUUGAAAUUAUAUAAUCUUUAUAUUCCUCGAUGUCUUAUAGCGAAUAGAAUGAGCUUGAAGUUGUAAAUCUCAGUUGGAGAUUGAGUACCAGAAAUGAACCUUUACCUUACUGUUGUAGAGAUUGUAUAAGGCUGACAGCAACUCAUUUGCACAAUGAAAACAUAAUGAUUUAAAGAUCAGUGAAUUCCCUUUGUGAUGACAUGUUCGAGGACCAAUGUGAGCUGAUAAAAGGGAAACCUGGUGACCACCUUUUCAAAUCAUGCUUUAAAAUUUGAAAUGUGUGACAAAAAUGCUCACCAUGUCAGAAUCAUGUAAUGACAAUAAACAUGUCUGCCUUUCUUCUUCUCAAUGUAUUUCUGUUUUGGCCUAUUUAUGUGUUCCUCUGUCCUGCUGAUCCUAUGCUCAAAGUUCACACUUUUAUGGCACAAUAAAACAAGAUUUUAGUUGAA